Molecule: messenger RNA, 1375 nt
Organism: Stomoxys calcitrans (stable fly)
Lineage: Eukaryota; Metazoa; Arthropoda; Insecta; Diptera; Muscidae
Product: zinc carboxypeptidase
Exons: 5
Coding region: 18-1313 (431 amino acids)
Biological process (GO): proteolysis
Molecular function (GO): zinc ion binding; metallocarboxypeptidase activity
Source: RefSeq, a predicted model, not a curated record
AGUCACCUUAAGGCAUUAUGGGAAAACUGAGUAUACUUUUCUUGUUAGCCACUUUUGUGGUUUGUAUUUCGUCUGCUUCAUUGAAGAGCCCCCCUGUGUUUGAGGGAAAACUACGCUAUGAUAAUUAUAAAGUGUACAAACUGAACAUUAAGAAUAAAACUCAAUUGGCUGUGAUAGAAUUGAUUCAAGAUAUUAGUGAGAGGUACAAUGUUUGGAAGGAGUAUGAUGAAGCCACCAAGGAGAUUCAUAUAAUGGUUAAACCAACUGAGGACAAAUAUUUCCAUGAACUUCUUCAAGUCUAUGGUUUGCAAUGGGAAUUACUUGUGGAAAAUGUACAAGAUCUUAUCGAUGAAGAGCAACGGGCUGCCGACACAACAACCGAUAACGAUGAAUUCGGCUGGACACGCUACUAUGAAUUGGAGGAUAUUGAAAAAUGGUUGGAUGGCAUAUUGGCGGCACACCCCGAUGUCACCGAGUCAUUUGAAAUCGGCAAAUCCUACGAGGGACGCACCAUACGUGGCAUAAAGAUUUCGCACAAGGAUGGCAAUCCUGGCAUUUUUAUUGAAUCGAAUAUUCAUGCCAGAGAAUGGAUAACUUCAGCUUCUGCCACUUGGUUCAUUAAUGAAUUGUUGACAUCCAAAGAUGGUCCUGUGGUCAAUUUAGCUGAAAACUACGAUUGGUAUAUAAUUCCUGUGUUCAAUGUUGAUGGCUUUGUGUAUUCCCAUCUAAAGGAUCGUAUGUGGCGUAAGACACGCCAACCUGUAAAAACAUCUAGUUGUAUUGGGACUGACGCCAAUCGUAAUUUCGAUUCACAUUGGAUGGAAAAUGGUGGAGCUUCCAACAACCCCUGUUCGGAAACUUAUGCUGGGCCCGAAGCCUUCUCGGAGCCUGAAGCCAAGGCUUUGGCUGAUUAUGUUACAUCGAUCCAGGAUAAAAUCAAUAUUUACAUUUCCUUCCACUCCUAUGGUCAAUACCUAUUGUCUCCUUAUGGUCAUACCAAAGAGGAGUUCCCCGAAAACUAUGAAGAUCUUCUUACCAUAGGAACAGCCUUCUCAGGUGCUAUUAAGGGUUUGGCUUAUAAUACUGAAUAUACGCAUGGUUCAACUGCUGUUGUGUUGUAUGUCGCUUCCGGUUCAACUGUCGAUUGGGUUUUCAAUGAACUCAAUGUUAAGGUGGGCUACACCAUUGAAUUCCGAGACAAAGGACGCUACGGCUUCGUCUUGCCUCCCUUGCAAAUCUUACCCAAUUGCCAAGAACUAAUGGCUGGUAUGCUGGCUUUGGUGGACAAAUCUAAAGAAUUGGGUUAUGUUUAAAAAUGGAGUAUACAUUUUUUUUAUUAUUUGAGUUUGAGUUUUCAAUAAAUUGCUAACGAUUU